AUGGAGGGCUAUACAGCUGGGACGGAUCCGAACCCGCCUGGUCGCGGCGGGACAACUUCUGCGACCUCUGCCGCCCGCGGCAGCGGCUUGGCGGACAAGAAGAAGGCUCUGGGGAAAGUCGGGCAGAGCGCUCUCAAAGUUGGAGCUGCGUUGGGGAAGGAGGCCAUGAAAGUUGCGGCCCAACAAAUGAAGACCACGACUACAAAUGACAAGAAGGCGAUGAAUGGUCCGCCUGGUAGUAGACACGCGGACGGUUCCGACAACACAGAACAACAAACCGCAAACAAGGAGGGAGCGACAGAUGAUUCUUCCCGCGAGCCGAAUCCGAAUUCUGCUGCUGCUCCGGCAGCACCUACUUCCGCUGUUGUGGUGCCCCAGCCAGGUUUUGCUUCAGGAAAUUUACCACGAGCAGGUGAAACUGACCCGGCGCAGCUGGUGCAACAGCAAGAUGUUAUAGGACCAGUAGCUCUCACGCCGACCCCCCCGGCGGCGCAAGUAGAACGACCCUGCGAAGAUCACCAAGUCUCUGUUCCUGCUGCUGUGUCAAAAACUACAGGUGAAGUAGACACGAUGAUGAACAACUCCUCCUCUAAAGCCGCACCAAACGCAAACACGAUGAUGUCCUCAUCCCUGCCGGCUCCCACCGCGAAAAACCUGGGGAAGGCCGUCGGCCUCGUCGCCGGUGGCGCGUACGGUGCGCAGCAAGUGGUCAGCAGCGCGGCCGCCACCGCAAAGGACGUCGCGCUGGUUGCAGGCGUGGAGGUGGGGAAGAAGGCAUACAGCAAUCUGAACGAGAAAAACCAGCAGCGGGUGGACACUAUGCAUUGCAAAAGUAUCGUUGUAGUAGAAAUCGCACCAGAAUUUUACCAGAAACAAAAAUGCAGUUUGUCAUGCUGGACAAGGUAGAAAGUUAGACUUGCCAUGCAUGCCAGGCGAUGGGUUACCCGGUCGGCAGAGCCGAUCCACACGAACGAACGAUGCCAGCCAUUAUUACGAGUGCGAUACAACUUUUGCAUAGGAUAGACACCGCGGCCGCGAAGGGGAAGUCGCUCGGCCAGUCCGCGGCGUCUGCCGCGUUGGAUGCGGGCCUGGGCGCGUACAGCGGUUUCAAGAUGUCCAAGGAACAGGUGUCGCUGCUGCAGUCCAUGUCGGCGGACCAGCUGUACAGUUUCCUUCCCGCGGGCGAACGCGACCUGCUGCUGCACGCGAAGAAAACCUUGAAGGACAAAAAGGCGGGAAUCGUGGAAGAUCUGAAAGUUUCCUGUGCAAAAGUAUCGUACUCGUAUAAAUGCAAGUCUGCAUUAGAGUGAGGUAACAAACUAAAUCUGGAACUUCGCGGUUGAGUUCUUAUCCGGCCGCCGGCCGGAUGAGAACUCAACCACAUCACCGGCGGAAUCCGGCUGGCCGGCCCGGUCCUCUUCCCCCGUCCCCAACCGGUCGAUCCACUGGCCGCGUUGUUAGUUUCACUAGGCCAAAAGCCCCAGCUUUGUAAUGCAGAGGCAGCGCCCUGCAAAGGCAGCGGAAAGCGCCGAAACCCCAAAAGCAGGCGCGUGCGCUUUCUGUUCUUUGUCUGUGCGGCUAUUUUCUUUUUCGCUUCUAUUACUAUUUCGCGCGGUUUGUGCUUUCUAUUUUUCCUACUUAUUUCUAUUCGUGCUUCUGAGUUUGCACUUCCAGAAGUUAGACUCCAUGCAAGCGGAGCGACUGCGCUUUACUUCAGCGGUACUGCUACUAGUUAAUAGCAGGCAUCAGCUUCCUGCUACUUCGUUUUUUGUUCUGGCUCUCGCAGCUUCGGGGCGCAGUCACAGCCCCCUGCGUUUUUAGCCAGUGCACCACGAUAGUGGCACUCGCGCGCCCUAGGUUAUUGGCGUAGACUGCCCGCUUCUGUCUCUGUCCAAAUGCGGGGCCCUGUGGCAACAAGCAGGGGAGACAGACAACAGCACGCUGCUGCCGUCGGGGGUGGUCGAGUCUCAGCGGGCUCUAGCGAUGAAUCCUUGGCAGCGAGCGGACAUAAAAGCGCUGAAAGCGGGGAAACGCGGAAAGCGGGGAACCAUGCCUCCGCUUUCGGCGGUUGCCCGCUCGGGUUCCCCGCUUUCACCGGUUGUCCGCUCGCUGCCAGCGGUUUUCCGCCUUCGGCGGUUGGCCGCUUUCAGCGGCCGCCCGCUUUCAGUUAUUGCCCGCUGUCAGCGGUGGCCCGCUUUCAGCGGCUGCGCGGUUUCAGCGGCCGCCCGCUGCCACCGGUCCGUCGGCGGUUUUCAGCGGUUCUCCGCUUCCAGCGGUUCCUUCGCUUUCAGCGGUUCCCCGCUUCCAGCGGCUCCCCACUUCCGGCGGCUUCCCGCUUUAAGCGGUUUUCCGCUCGCUGCCAGCGGUCUAUCGGUGGAGCCAGCUGAGCAUCGACCAACCCCGACGGAAGUAGGGGCCACAAACCUAGAAGCGUAAAUAAAAAAUAGAAUUGCGAGUGCACUUCUUCAGGUGAGCGGGAAAAAUCCUCCCAAAUAAAAAAUAGAAAACGCAAACUGCGUGCAAUAGGAGCGGAAAUGGCAGCACAGAUCAAAGCUAAUAGAUGAAAGCGCAGGCAUCUGCUUUGUGGGUUUCGGCACUUUCCGCUGUCCUUGCAUGACAAGGGUGGGGCUUUUUGCAUAGCGAAGCAACGCGGCUCGGGGACGGGUGAGGGGGAAGAGUGGGUCCACCGGUGGAGGAGGGCGGAAGAGGAUCGGGCAGGCGCAGGCCGCCCGGCCGGAUACGGCCGGCGAUGUGGUUGAGUUCUCAUCCGGCCACCGGCCGGAUGAGAACUCAACCGCGAAGUUCCAGAUUUAGUUUGUUACCUCACUCUUACAAAUUCUUUUUUUUAGGUAAAUCCGCAUUACAAAUUUUAUUUCUCAUGCUGAGGGAAUUUGUCAUGCAUUUAUACGAGUGCGAUACUUUUGCAGUUCAUAGAAAGCGACCGCGUUGGAUAUGAGUGACAACGUGUUGGAGAAACUGCUGAACAAAAUCCGGGACCGCUUUGCCAACACGCUGGUCGACGACCCCGCCAUGUGCGAAUGCGUGAAGAGGAAGCUCGUGUACGGGUUCUACGGGCUCUAUGGAUGUGUCAGAGUUGAAAUCGACAAAGUUGAAAUAAUUUGUCAUGCAUAAGAUGGAUGCCAGUUGGAACCCAUUUUCCAAGUGGCGCAUGACAAAUUUCGGCGGUCUGUAAAUCCAGUUUGUCAUGCUGUUUAGGCAAAGAAGAGUGAUUUUCUCAUGCUACUUUAGCAGCUCGAGCUGUAACCCCAAACAGGCUUACAAUCGGCCUCACUUGCCUGCUCUGCAACACACGUACCUCGGGGCAUGCAUUUUAUGCAUUGCAAAUUAUUUCAACUUUGACGAUUUCAAACCUGACACUUCCAUAGGCUUUGGGAGGACGUGAAAGAGGAGGCAAAACUCGCCAUCAAAACGAGCGUGUUGAAAACGGAAAAGUCCAACAUCGGAGACGACGUGGACCUCGUCUGCUGCAGCUGUACCGACUUCUGGGCUCGUUCGAGGCCGUUCUCCUGGUUCCGCGCCUUCGUUUUGUUCCACUACCUGCCGUACGACAAGAGCAUGUUCGGGAAAUUCCGGGACCCGGUCUUCGUGCUUUUCUUCCUCCUCACGCUGCUGCCGGUCUUCGCCGUCCGGGGGUUCUUCUUCGCGGUGGUUUUAUUUUUUGUUUGCUGCGGGACCCCGAGAGGUCAAAGGCGGCCGGACGAGUACAUUCUGGUGCAGUACAUUUUGGGUUUCAAGGGAAUGCAGUUCGUCACGGGGGGCGUGCUCAUGGCGCUCUACGGCUCCAUGGAGUACUACUCGUGCGUGCAAACCAGAAACUGCGAAGCCAGCGGCCCGGGGAAGAACAUUACGGACGGCCUGGCCCUGUCGCUGCUCGAGUUUUUCUUCAACAUUUUCCUGACCUGGACGGCCUUUUUGUCUCUGCCCUUCUCCGAGAAGCAUGGCGGGUCGAGUUUCCAGUCGCAGCGGGCCAACGCUGCUGCGGACCGGAGGGACGCGGAGGCGGAAGAGGUCGUGCAGUGCUGUUUUAACUUGGAGAGUUUUCUUCCCUGUUGUCGCAUCACGUACAAUACAAAGCGGGGCGGCCGCAUUCUUCCGCUGCUGGUGUACGACAUGUACUGUUUUCUAUUCGGAUAUGGGAUUCUCAAACGAGACAUUGUUCUCAACUGUUACAUGAUUUGUCAUGCGAAAUCAACGGUCGUGCUUCACAUGAUGACGAUCAAGCUUCUUCGCGUAACAAAAAGUCUUUGACGCGCUAAGUACUUAGCAUUAGCAUUUAGAAUCCGUCGUGCCAAAUCUGUAACGCAAGACGCUUAAGGUCCCCCCUCCCCACCCCUCUCACGACUUUUGCUCAUAAAAAUUCUUGCAUCUUCACAAGUUCAUGUAUACAGUGUGAAAGUGUAACGUUUGCGAACGCCAUAUCGGAGUCCUUUUCGUCGUUCUCUUGGCCGCAAACCGGGGCGGCGACACCUCGCUGUUUGACACCUCGGAGCUGGGCGCUGAGGUGUUCUGGGGAAAAGUGGUCUACUCGUUGCUGUCUUUUCCGUUUAUCGCGUUCACGCUGCCGGGCUUGAGUCGCUUGUUGACGCACUCGAUUCCCACGGGCUACACGAAGUCCGGCUACGUAAAGCCGUUUGACCUUACGGCACAAGUGGUUGUUGGUGCAGAUGCGAAUACUUCUUCUACGAACGGCAAGGAAGGGCAGUUCUUUGCGAAGAACAACAACAUCAAGGGGUUAGAUGAUGGCACGCCGAUAGAGGAUGUCGUGGAUGUCGUGUGAUACAACAGAGAAGACGACAGACAAGAACAACCUAUGAUUAUUACCCCCGCAGUCCCACGCAGGUUGCAUUGGGGGAUUCCCCCACCGGUAUCUACUCCGCGGAGAGCAUAGAAACUGACAGCAAAGUAUGAGUAUCCACUAGCUACUUGAAAAAACUGAAAUAGUAGUCCUAGUCGACAAGGAAUAAAAUAAAGAAGCAGAAAGUGAGAUCUCCAGAAGAGAAAUAAUGGGUAACUUGAAACUGAGAUCGUCCACGUUUUGACAUGCUAGGUGGACCUGUACAGCGAGAUGAUAAUGAGCGAGGGAUCAUUUCUUUCUGAUGUUGAACACAGACUCUAAAACACGAACACCAAGAGCGAGAUCAAGGAAGAAAUCUUAUCGCGCAUCCGGAUCAUGAAGCAGAAGACAACCGAGACCAUUCUUACCUGAGAAAAAUGUGGAGAAGCC
Molecule: messenger RNA, 5245 nt
Organism: Amoebophrya sp. A120
Lineage: Eukaryota; Dinophyceae; Syndiniales; Amoebophryaceae
Source: the annotation of a GenBank genome assembly